Molecule: messenger RNA, 898 nt
Organism: Drosophila obscura
Lineage: Eukaryota; Metazoa; Arthropoda; Insecta; Diptera; Drosophilidae
Product: proteasome subunit beta type-1-like
Exons: 1
Coding region: 102-794 (230 amino acids)
Cellular component (GO): proteasome core complex
Source: RefSeq, a predicted model, not a curated record
ACUUCUGACAAUCGGGCAUCAGUUUGUGGCAAGCGCCGCUGCACGAACAUUUGCAAAGCAAAGCAUACAAAUACAAUAAUAUUUUAUAGCAAUUUACCGCCAUGAGCCACCUUCGAAAGCCAAAGGCGAAGCCAAUGCCUUUCAAGGCGCUCGAAGGGAAGAAGCCUGAUAUAUACGAGAACAAUGGAGGCACUGUUCUUGCCAUUGCCGGCAAGGACUUUGUGGUCAUUGGCGGGGACACUCGUCUGAGCAGCGGCUACACAGUUCUCUCGCGGACACAGUCAAAGUUGUGUCCUCUGUCGGAGCAGAUGGUGGUGGCGACCGCAGGGUGCUGGUGCGACGCCGUCUCGCUGACCAAUCUGUUGAAGGUGAAGAAGCAGGGCUACGAGAGCGAACACAUUAAGAUCAUGAGCAUCGAGUCCAUGGCCCAGAUGCUCUCCGUCAUCCAGUACCAGCGACGCCAUCUACCCUACAAUGUGUCCCCCAUUUUGGGUGGCAUCGACCAGGACGGCCAAGGGGCCGUCUUCGCCUACGACUGCAUCGGCCAUUUCCAGCGCGAAGUCUAUCGUGCUGAGGGGACAGCCGGCGACAUGCUGCAGUCGGUGCUGGACAGUCAGAUUGGCUCCCCAAAGGCGGAUGCGGAUCUCCUAAACAAGGAGCGUGCCAUGGCCAUCGCCAAAGAUGCCUUCAUCACGGCCGCCCGGCGCGACAUAUACACCGGCGACUCUGUGAUUAUCAACAUAAUUACCAAGGAUGGCAUGGAGGUGGAGGUGAUGGAGCUGAGCAACGAUUAGCUCCAAUGUAGUGCACUAUUUUGUGGGUCGGGGGCACACAAAUAUCCCAUUUAACGGAAAGGCAGCGAUAUGCAACAAAAUAAUUAAAUGGAAUGGGAGGUUCA